CCGCAGUCAAUCGUCGCGACAACGUCCCUAACUUAAAGAUCUGCAGACGUCUUGCAUACGGUGCGACUUGCGUAUGCAAGUUGCCUUUAUCUGUGGGGACUCGACGAGGGUCCUAGCCAUCCCACAACUUAGUUCCCAAGUUCCCCAGCUAGCGACGACACAACACUCACAUGCUUUCGGGGAGUCUACGCAUCGCUCGAAUUUGCCGCGGCUACGCACCUGUCGUCUUUCUACCUGUCAGAUCAUUGCACAUUUCAACUACCACCCUUGCACCUCCCGUGCCUUGUCGGAACCCAGUUCCUAAGAUGGACGGCUUACGCCAAAGUCCAGCCCAUAAGCGCCAGCGAACGUCGAUAGAAGUUGCUGGCGUGACGUCGGGCCAUGAGCAAGGCAGGACAUUCUCCGUCCCUGGCUUGGUGGUACGGGAGCACACGUUUACAGUACCGCUCGACUACAGCGGUAAAGAAGGACCGUACAAGGGUCAAACCAUCACCCUUUUCGCACGGGAGCUUUUGGGGCCCUCUCGCAACGAAAACCUCCCUUUCCUCGUAUAUCUCCAAGGCGGCCCCGGCUUCGAGGCUCCCCGCCCCUGCGACGCCUCCUCCUGGAUCAAGUCCGCAGUGGGCAGCCACAGGGUGCUGCUGCUGGACCAGCGGGGGACGGGCAGGUCCGCGCCCAUCACCUGCAGCAACCUGGGUCGCCGGGGCGGGCCGCAGCAGCAGGCGGAGUACCUGGCGCUGUUCAGGGCUGACAGCAUCGUCCGCGACUGCGAGCUGGUGCGGCGGCUGCUGGUGCCGCCCACCUGCUUCGGCGGCAAGUGGGCGGUGCUGGGGCAGUCGUUCGGGGGCUUCUGCGCGACCACCUACCUGUCGCAGGCGCCAGAGGGCCUGAUGGAGGCGCUGCUGACAGGAGGCCUGCCCCCCGCCAUCCGCUCCCCCUGCGCCGCGGAGGCGGUCUACACCGCCCUGCACCGCCGAGUGCUGGCAGCCAAUGCAAAGUACUACGAACGCUUCCCGGGCGAUGUGGAGCUGGUGUGCCGCAUCGUGCGCUACCUGGCGGGGCAGCCGGGGGGGCGGGUGGACCUGCCCAGCGGCACGCACCUCACACCCCGGCUGCUGCAGACGCUGGGGCUGUCGGGUCUGGGUUCGGGUGGCGGUUUCGAGCGGCUGCACUUCCUGCUGGACGGCUUCUUUGAUGCGGAGGGGGACAUGAACCCAGCGUUUGGGAAGGCCUUCGAGUCCUGGCAAUCCUGGGACACCAACCCGCUCUACGCGCUGCUGCACGAGCCGUGCUACUGCCAGCAGCCCCCCCACGGCGCCGCAGCUGCUGCAGGCGAGGGCAACCCCGCCGCCCCCGGUCCCGCUCCCGGGGUGCCGCCGCGCUGGGCCGCGGACCGAGUGAGGGACAGCGUGGCCUUCGCGGGCGCUUUUGAUGCUGUGGCGGCGGCGGCGGAGGGGCGACCCGUCAUGUUCACCGGGGAGUGCGUGUACAGGUUCAUGUACGACGAUGUUGCAGCGCUGCGGCCGUACAAGGCGACUGCGGAGGUGAUGGCGGAGAAGGCGGACUGGGGGCCGCUGUACGACGACGCCGUGCUGGCUAACAACCGAGUGCCCGUUGCAGCGCUGUCGUACGUGGACGACCUCUACGUGGACUACGACUUGUCCAUGGACACCGCUGCAAGCAUCAAGGGGCUCAAGCUCUGGGUCACCAACGAGUACCGGCACUCGGGCAUUCGGGAUGACGGCGGCCGCAUCUUUGACCGGCUGCUGGGGAUGGCCCGUAACGCGGUGUUUGACUGAACGUUGACGGUUGGUGGUAGUGAGGAAUGCAGAGGAGGACUUUGUGGGUGUCAUGCAUCGGGGUGGUAUCAGUCGGUUGGGAGUGUUCACGCUGGAUUUACUUGAGGAAUGACAUGUUUUGCGAGGGGGACACAUGCAUGCAUGAAUUCAUUGUGUUGAAUGAAAAGCGUUAUGGGAGAAGUUAGUGUGCAGACCUUACCUCGGCAUGCAUACUACCGUAGGUAGUAGGCCCCAUCUUUGUUGCAUGCUGCCAUCACCCGCUAUCGUACCGUAACGUCCAUUCAACGUUUGUGGCAGGGGAAAGACCGCAUGGAGGUUGUCAUGGAUGGUAGCGGCUGUUGGUCGAACCCAAGAGGCAUUGGUUGCAAGGCAGUAG
Molecule: messenger RNA, 2175 nt
Organism: Astrephomene gubernaculifera
Lineage: Eukaryota; Viridiplantae; Chlorophyta; Chlorophyceae; Chlamydomonadales; Astrephomenaceae
Source: the annotation of a GenBank genome assembly